CAGGAGGAGAGUGGGGGUUCCUUGGGACCCAGUCAUCAACGAGGGAGAAGGUAGACUUCAUUCUCAGUAGCUACCACUAUGAGUAGAGUAUGCUAGAGUAGAAGACCGUUGACAUUCACUGUAAAGGAAACAAGUGUCUGCUUUUGUUGGUAUUUCGAGGGUGGUAAAAACUCGCUUUUAUUUGUUAAUUAGAUGAAGCAGUCCGAUAAUAGCCAGUGUGGAAGUGUAGACAUGUUUGAUAACUCACAGUAUCCAUAUAACUGCUUCAACUAUGACGGAGAUGGAUACCCUUCCUGCAGCACUGAUGAAGACAAGAAGAUGUGUCGACCUGCUUACAGUUACAUAGCGUUGAUAGCCAUGGCCAUCCAACAGAGUCCAGAGCACCGGGUCACCCUGUCAGGGAUCUAUGAGUUCAUCAUGAAGCGCUUUCCCUACUACCGGUCCAACCAGAGGGCAUGGCAAAACUCCAUACGACACAACCUCUCUCUCAACAGCUGCUUUGUUAAGGUUCCCCGCACAGAGGGAAAUGAGAAGGGGAAAGGCAACUACUGGACCUUCGCCACCGGUUGUGAGUCCAUGCUCGACCUCUUUGAGAACGGCAACUUUCGCCGUCGCCGGCGCCGACGCAACAUGAAGAUUUGUUUCAGAGAGCCUGGGGAGCCUUUCCUCCCAGUAAACAACAACAACAAUAACAACAUCAACAACCGACAAAGUGGCUCUACCAGGCGGACCGAUCCUAACCCCAACCCGGACUCCUUCUGCUCCAUCAGCCCUGCCUACAGACCAGGUCACCACAACCCCCUCAACCCAAACUGCCAGGGGAAACCAGAACCGGAAAUUAAAUUCAGUAUUGACUACAUCCUCUCCACCCCAGACCCCCCUCUGCCGGGCUUCAGACCCCCACAUAGUGGUACAACAGAGCCCCACAUACACGUUCUGGAGCCCCAACACCUCAACCUGCACUUCUGGACCCUGUGAGUGUCACAGUCUUGACUACAAAGAGAGCGAGACUACAUCUGAAAGACUGGAUGGUUUCUCCUCCAUAUCUGAAUUAUUAAAUGAAGAGAUCGAAAGACUGCCCUUUUGUACAAGGGGAUAUUUUAUUUACUUGUCCUGUGAUUAAAUAACAUAGAGAGGUCAAGUAUUGUGCUGUGGAUCCUAGCUGAUUAUAGUAAAUAUACAUUAGUCUACACUCAAAAGAAACUUGUACACUGUUCAUAGUCUUGUCCCAAGGCAUACAUGUUUACAUUACGCUUUAUUCAUAAAGUAGGACGUUCUGUUACGAAGGUCUGUGAAAAUAAUGAUUCACCUAUUUAAUAUCUAUAAUCUAUAUAAUAUAUUUUUAAGGACAGGAUAAUACAGAGUAUGCUGACUGUAUGAGAAAUCUGAUCAAACUGAAGGGAGUGUGAUAUCAUCAUAAACUAUUAAGAUUAAAAGGUAAUAAUCUCUACAAUGUUUUGGGUUAGUGAAAGUGUCAAAGCAAUGAACAGGGUAAAGGGCACAUGUCACAGCUGGUACUCAGCCGCUUCAACCCUUGUUGUGAUUGAAGGCAAUUAUCAUGAGGUUGAAUUCAUCCAGGCUGAGCCCUCGCCAAACCUAAUCUUUCCCAAUGACCUUUGAAAUGAAAUUCUCCUGAGAUUGAUAUAGUCCAUAUUUAAUCCAGGCACUCCAUUAAAAAACAUUAUAUUCAUAUAUUGUAUGCAGGAGUUUAAACAUGGGGUCUACUCUGCUAACAUUUAUUUCCCUGUUAUAAGGAGGGAUAUCAAUCAUUGCCGGGGUUCUCUUGCUUGUUUGAAGGGACAAUUUUCAAUAUAACCUUUAUAUUAUUCCGUGACUACAUCAUUGAGGACAGGAGGGGGUUCAACAGAACACAACAACACUUAACAUGAGUGGCAUUUAAUAUAGCAUUACACUUGCAAGGUGAGAACGAGAUGUGACCCUAGUCAAAUACACGAGGCCUGCCAUAACACUGCCGCAACCCCCUCCCGACCACCCUGACGCAAUUAUAAUUAAACACACCGGAAUAUGCCUCCUUGCAAAUCCUGUGAUCGAUCAGUGAUAUUAACAUUCAUACCUGCUUGGCCCUCCAGCCAACGUCUAGCACCACCACUGUUAUGGAUCAGUAGGUUUCCA
Messenger RNA from Oncorhynchus gorbuscha (pink salmon), 2133 nucleotides. Its product is annotated as forkhead box protein L3-like. NCBI's taxonomy places the organism in Eukaryota, Metazoa, Chordata, Actinopteri, Salmoniformes, Salmonidae. The coding region runs from base 193 to 978 and encodes 261 amino acids. Gene Ontology annotation, molecular function: DNA-binding transcription factor activity, RNA polymerase II-specific; RNA polymerase II cis-regulatory region sequence-specific DNA binding. The record is from RefSeq and is a predicted model, not a curated record. The transcript is spliced from 4 exons. Gene Ontology annotation, biological process: regulation of transcription by RNA polymerase II; anatomical structure morphogenesis; cell differentiation.